Messenger RNA from Leucoraja erinaceus (little skate), 4070 nucleotides. RefSeq names its product TNF receptor-associated factor 1-like. Gene Ontology annotation, molecular function: protein binding. The transcript has 6 exons. NCBI's taxonomy places the organism in Eukaryota, Metazoa, Chordata, Chondrichthyes, Rajiformes, Rajidae. Gene Ontology annotation, biological process: tumor necrosis factor-mediated signaling pathway; regulation of canonical NF-kappaB signal transduction; positive regulation of JNK cascade. Gene Ontology annotation, cellular component: plasma membrane signaling receptor complex. The record is from RefSeq and is a predicted model, not a curated record. The coding region runs from base 1181 to 2251 and encodes 356 amino acids.
UUGCACCAAACAUAUUUUCCCACAGUAGAGUUGUUCAUCUAUGUGAAACAACACAAAGUUGCAAACAUUUCAUAAUCGGGUUUCCAGAAACUUAAAAUUCAACACUUACUGAAGAAUCACCCAUCCGCAUCGUGACUUCCUAACCCUUAUGUAGAACCAAGGAACUGCAGAUGCUGGUUAAUACACAAAAGGACACAAAGUGCUGGAGUACCUGUAGGUCAGGCAGCAUCUCUGGAGAAUGUGGAUAGGUGAUAUUUCAGGUUGAGAUCCUUCUUCAGACCUAAUUCUUAAAUCUGAAGAAGCGACUCUGUGUGUGAAGAAGGGUCUCUACCUGAGACAUUACCUAUCCAUGUUCUCCAGAGGUGAUGCCUGACCUGCUGAGUUACUCCAGUACAUUGUGUCCUUCCUAACUCUUAUACUCAAUGCCCCGACCUAUGAAGGCAAGGAUACCAUCUUUACUCCUCUAUCUAUUUGUGUUGCCACUUUCAGGGAGCUAGUUUAAUUUAGUAUAGAGAUUCAGCGUGGAAACAGGCCCUUUGGCCCACCGAGUAUGCGCAGACCUGCGAUCCCCAUACACUAGCGCAAUCCUACACGCUAGGGACAAUUUACCAUUUUUACCGAAGCCAAUUAACCUGCAAACCUGUAUGUCUUUGAAGUGUAGGAGGAAACCGGAGCACCCGGGGAAAACCCACGUGUGGUCACGGUGAGAACGUACAAGACGCCACUGUACAACAAUGCUGUUAAGGAUCUGGCCAUUAACUGUAUACUUAUAAAAUGCUCUCCCAAAAUGCAACACCUCACGCUUGCUUGGUUCAAACCAAUUCACAAGAAGCAGCAUCAGAAACAGAUAGUGUUAUUAAUGUGUUGCGACAGACCUACCUUACUUUCGGCAUUUGAUUCGAUGUUGCCUGAGCAUUGUUGCAGCUUUUGUUGCAAGUUUUGGAGCGAUAUGGAACGAGCUGCUCCAACCCUGCCCAGAGCUGUUGUGUUCAUUACUCAUGGUGCUGGCAGGUAAAUAGGCAGUGUGCUGGCAUUUCAUUAACCAAUAGACACUUUGCCACUGCAACAGAGACAUGUGAUGUGGGGGAAUUCCAGGAGCUGCAACUAAAAGCAUUUGAGCAAAGUGUCUGCCAAUUCAACCAUAGUCGUUUUUACAGAUAAAAUUAACUUUUGAGGGAAAAUGGCUGAAUAUAACUACAGAAAGUUUGAAAAACCGUGUGAAGACAAAGCAUUGAAGAUGAAGAGCAGCUGCUUUUUCAGUGAAGUUGGCUGCAGGUUCAAGGGAGGGAGAGCAAAACUCCAGGAACACGAAGCUGAAUCUGUUAGACAGCACCUUCACCUUCUCAUGGAGGAACUGACAAAGCUCAACCACAAAGCAUCUCCUGCCAUCUUGCCACCGGAUACGUCAAGAACUUUAGUGCAGUUGGAGAGAGAAACUGAAAGCCUGCAGACGAGGGUCAAAGUCCUCCAGAGAGAUCACGGAAUAAGUGAAAUCUGCAGAACACUGAGGGAAUUGUGCAAGCUGACGGAAACUGCAGAAGAGUGUGUCGCAAGUGUGGAGACCAGACUCGCUGCCUUUCAAAACAAGCAUCAUGCGGUGUCACAGAAGAUCGACAAAUGCUCACGGAUGGCAGCCACUCUGCAGAGGCAGACAAGGUGCCAUGACCAGCUGCUCGCUGGCAUCGAGUACCAGCUGACAGUCCUUCAGUCCAGAAUGCAUCGAACAGACCAAGCUAUACAAGUCCGAACUGCAAAGGUUACAGCACUGGAAUCUAUGACACACUGUGGUGUAUUUAUCUGGAGAAUUCCACAAAUUCAAGAAAGGUUUCAAGAAGCCAUUGAUGGGACAAACCCUUACUUGGAUUCUAGUGAAUUUUAUUUCUCCACAUAUAGUUAUAAGAUGUGCCUACGUAUCUACCUGAAUGGCCAUGAAGACUGGAAGGGAACGCACAUUUCACUCUACUACAUCUUGCUGAAGGGAGACUAUGAUGCCUUGACUCAGUGGCCUUUCAAAGAAAAGGUGAAACUUGCUUUACUAAAUGCAAGAGAUCGACAACAGUCCAUUCUGAGGAUCUGUGUGCCCAGUGACCAAGACCCAGCUUCACAAAGACCCGUGGAAGGAAUGAACACACCCCAUGGCUUCCACAUGUUCAUGGCCUUGCCUGAAUUCCACCAGUGCUUCAGCGAGUUGGUGGACAGCGAGGAAAUGUUUGUGGGUGCUGAGAUAGUCCCCGCAAAUGUGCCAUCAUAAUCCACGAUGGAUGGAGAUGUCCUAGAUGUUUGGGACAUAGUUAGCAUCGCGCAACCUAUACUAUAUGUAACGUGAUAUAAUAUACAUAAUACGUUAUCGUCUCUUCUGCAUUGUAAGCUGGUAAUGAACUCAAUAAUUAGGACUUCAGUAACGGUAAAUGGAGGAAUCAAACCACAAAAAUAAAAAAUAUUGUUCCAAAAGAAUCUCACCUCAUCUUUCUGAUGUCAAGGUCCAUCUUACCGGGUCCAUGGUAGCCUUGUACAUCGAUCUCCUCCAGCGUUCCCACUGUUGCCACUUCUUUCCUGCCAUCUUCAGGAGAGACUCAGGUGUCAUGGGACCGGUCCAAACCUUCUGAGCUCUGCUAAUCAAAGUUAAUUCCCGGGAUGGCGGGGCUGUCAUAUGCUGAGAGAAUGGAGCAGCUGUGCUUGUACACUCUGGAGUUUAGAAGGAUGAGAGGAUAUCUCAUUGAAACAUAUAAGAUUGUUAAGGGUUUGGACACACUAGAGGCAGGAAAUAUGUUCCCGAUGUUGGGGGAGUCCAGAACCAGGGGCCACAGUUUAAGAAUAAAGGGUAAGCCAUUUAGAACGGAGACGAGAAAACACUUUUUCUCACAGAGAGUGGUGAGUCUGUGGAAUUCUCUGCCUCAGAGGGCGGUGGAGGCAGUUUCUCUGGAUGCUUUCAAGGGAGAGCUAGUAGGGCUCUUAAAAAUAGCGGAGUCAGGAGAUAUGGGGAGAAGGCAGGAACGGGGUACUGAUUGGGGAUGAUCAGCCAUGAUCACAUGAUAUGGCGGUGCUGGCUCGAAGGGCCAAAUGGCCUACUCCUGCACCUGUUGUCUUUUGUCCAUUGUCUAUUGUUAUAUAUUAUGUGGGGGGGGUGCGGGGGAAACUUUUUUAAAUCUCUUUCUUCGACGGAGAUGCAACUUUUUCCGUAUCGUAUCUCCGUCCGCAAUGCAGCCUAACAUCGUGGGGCUGGCGGUCCCUUUGCUGGGGAUCCACUUUUGGGAGCUCCAACCGCAGGAGCUUCGCCCGCCUCGACACGGGAGCUUCGACCGCCCCUGUAUGUCUUUGGAGUGUGGGAGGAAACCGGAUCAACUGGAGAAAACCCAGGGAGAACGUUUAAGCUCCGUACAGACAGCAUUCGUAGUCAGGAAUGAACUUGCGCCUCUGGUGCUGUAAGCCAGCAACUCGAUCACUGCACCAAAAUUGUACAGAAAUACUGAUAAAAACAGGACAGUCAGUCCCUGAAUUGCUUCAGCCCAAGUAUUUGUGAUGGAUGACUUUUUGAAUUGGCAUCUUAUUAUUUUUAAUUUCAAAAAGAGGUAAAGCUGUUCUUAAGCUAAUAUCUAUUGCCAACUGAGUUUGAAUGAUAAUUUAAAAAAAAAACUAUUUUCACAAAAUAUGCUUCAAAUCAUAUUUUAAUUGGCACUGUUAUACAAUCCAUUUGCUUUCAUUUCAGGUGAACUCAAGCAAAGCAAAGGCAAAACCAAAAGCACAGGGCAGGCGGGGCCAUCCAACAAUACAAUCCAUUUGCUUUCAUUUCAAGUGAGGUCAAACAAAGCAAAGGCAAAGCAAAAGCACAGGGCAGGCCAAACAACUCAUUUCAUUUCAUUAAGGGCUAUACAGGUUAACGCUAGUCCUGAGGAUGCUUUGUACUCUCAAUUCUCAUUGUUUUCUUGGUUAGGUUGAUUUCAGAUAUAUCUUCCGUUUCAUAAUGAUAUCACAAUUUGGCAUUUGUGAGUUAGAGUUAUAAUGUGUACUAGACUAAGUGGGACCCGUUGGGUCCCAGGUUCACACGGGAGGGCUGGUUCCUCCAAUGCAAU